AUGGCAAAAAGAAAGCAGCCAGAAGCAUCCCCUUCUCCUGAGGUCGCCGAAACCCCUUCGAAGCGCCGCAGAAAGACCACCGAAGCCGGUUUAACAAACGGCGUACACCAUGAUGAAGAUGUCGCACCGUCCCCCAAGAAACAAGAGACCCCGUCUCGGAGAAAGAGAAAGUCUGCUGCAGACAUAGUACUAGAGGCAGAAGAGCUUGACAGUGGCAGUCCGACACCCAAGACCAACGGCCGCACCCUAUUCUCAACUCCACGACGAAACAAAGCUGCCGCUGCGACCCCGUCAAAGUCCAAAGCAGAUCGCUCGGCACGUCGCAAGAGCGCACAAGCACUCGCCCUGGCCCCAGGGGAAGAGGAACAGGAGGACUGGGACGGCCAGGCUGCAUUGGCAAGAGAGAUUCUAGCAGACGGUGACAACGAGGCUUUGGUCGCAGAUCAGCCAGACCCUGCAGGGGCAGUGGAAGGACAAGAGCCCACAACACCUACACAACCACCAUCUCGAGGUCGCGGUCGGCCCAAGGGCGCGAAGAACAAACGUUCACCUACACCCGAAGGUAACAUCCCUCCUGAAGAACGGUACUUCUUCCAGAACCGUGCCGGUCCACCUCAAAUCUCCAGCAACAAGUUCACAUCUGUCAAACUGCUCACACACGAAGAAUAUUUUGAGAACAUCCAGACUUGCAAAGAUAGCCACGAAAGCCAUAUAUCGCACUUAAUGACCCUGCACACCCGAUCCUUUGCACAAUGGCAGUUCGAGCUUUCCCAGGGCUACAGUCUAUGCCUGUACGGCUACGGGAGCAAGCGUGGAUUGAUCAACAGGUUCGCAGAAUACAUCUACACCCAACCGCUCCUCAAGGGCCAGAAGACUCGGGCCAAGAUCGUGAUUGUCAACGGUUACACGCCGAAACUCAACGUCCGCCACAUUCUCAACACGGUCGGGAGUGCAAUCACAGGCGAAGAUUCGACACUGCGACUUGUGGGCCAACCGCAUGAGAUGCUUGACACGCUCUUUACACACCUUCACCAACCCGUUGUGGUCAUGAUCAACUCGAUCGACGCCGCUCCCCUGCGGCGUGGCGGCGUACAAUCGGUCCUUGCUCGCCUCGCAGGACACGAGAUGAUCUCCUUCCUCGCUACGGCAGACAGCCCGACCUUCGCGACAAUGUGGAAUUCAAGUCUUCUCGACCAGUUCCGGUUCGUGUACCACGACUGUACAACCUUUGCGGGCUACGAUGCCGAGAUCAAUGUCGUUGACGACGUACAUGAACUGCUUGGUCGGAAGAGGACGCGCGUCGGAGGCAAAGAAGGCGUCGGCUUCGUUCUCAAAUCACUCCCUGAGAAUGCAAGGAAUCUGUACAAGUUGUUGCUUUCGGAGAUUUUGGUCAUACUGGUCGAGGGAGGCGGCGGCUUCGACGACGAUGAAAAUGAUGCUGCCGAUACGGAACCGAAAAGAAGAGGGGGAGGGAGAUCAAAAUCAAAAGCAGGAGGCGACAGCACCAGCGGUGCAGACGAAGUCGGCGUCGAGUAUAGGGUUUUGUACCAGAAGGCCAGUACCGACUUUAUAUGUUCGAGCAGCAUGAACUUUCAGUUUUUGUUGAAAGAGUUCCACGAUCACCAGGUGAUAACGAGUCGGCGGGAUGCGACGGGUACAGAAAUGUUGGGUGUCCCAUUGGGUAGGGACGAAAUCGAAGCUGUAUUGGAGGAUCUAUCUUGA
Molecule: messenger RNA, 1722 nt
Organism: Exophiala spinifera
Lineage: Eukaryota; Fungi; Ascomycota; Eurotiomycetes; Chaetothyriales; Herpotrichiellaceae
Exons: 1
Coding region: 1-1722 (573 amino acids)
Biological process (GO): DNA replication
Cellular component (GO): nucleus; nuclear origin of replication recognition complex
Molecular function (GO): DNA replication origin binding
Source: RefSeq, a predicted model, not a curated record